CUUGCUACGAGUGUCAGUAGGUGCUACCAGUGCUCAGUGACGUUCGGUCGUAUGUACAGUUAGGAUCUUAUAUUGAAAUUACAUAUUUUUAACAUGACAUCGUUGCUAAGAAAUUGUUGGAAAUUAUCGCAAAACUUGUCUUCGAAUGUUCCUAAACGUUAUGUGCAACCUUUUUCAUUGAUACGAUAUAAUAGUACAGAAGUAACAGAAGCAACAGAAAAAGCAGAAACUCGACCUACUGUACGCAAACCUAAUCCUUAUGUUGAUGUUGACCGUUUAAAAGAAUUUGGGUGCUAUGUUUCUGAAUGCUUACCAAAGUACAUACAAAAGAUUCAAAUAGUUAAUAAGGAUGAACUUGAACUCUUGAUUACACCUUAUGGAAUUUUUCCAACAGUAGCAUUUUUAAGAUGUCAUCAUAAUGCACAAUUUAAUAAUAUAGUUGAUAUCACCGCAUUGGAUGUACCUAAUAGACAAUACAGAUUUGAAGUUGUCUAUCACUUUCUAUCAAUUGUAUAUAACUCUCGUAUUAGAGUAAAAACAUACACGGAUGAAUUAUCCCCACUUGAUUCGAUAACCGAAGAAUUCAAAGGCGCUGAAUGGUACGAGCGUGAAAUAUGGGAUAUGUUUGGUGUUUAUUUCAAUCGUCAUCCUGAUCUCCGUAGAAUUCUAACAGAUUAUGGUUUUGAAGGACAUCCACUCAGAAAAGAUUUUCCAUUGAGUGGAUACAUGGAGGUUCGGUACGACGAUGAGAAAAAGAGGGUAGUAGCAGAACCAUUGGAAUUAACGCAAGAAUUUCGAAAGUUUGAUUUAUCCGCACCUUGGGAACAAUUUCCAAACUUUAGAGACACAGCACCAGCUAUUGAAGAUGUAGUACCAGAACAAACAAAAAAAUAAAUACUUGGUAAAGUAAUGAAUAAGAAAUAAUUUGUUCGAUUAUUAUAUAUUCGAAAAUUUGUUCUGUUAAAUACCAGAAUCAUACGUGAAUACAUAAUAUUCAGUACUAAGCUGUAGAUAAUUGACAAGUUGAUUGCGAUGAAAAGUGUUAUAUUGCAAUAUUUCGUCAAUAAAGUCAUUUUUCGUUA
This is a messenger RNA of Polistes canadensis, 1082 nucleotides long. It is a transcript of the gene ND-30, whose product is annotated as NADH-ubiquinone oxidoreductase subunit 9. Lineage: Eukaryota; Metazoa; Arthropoda; Insecta; Hymenoptera; Vespidae. The transcript is spliced from 5 exons. The record is from RefSeq and is a predicted model, not a curated record. The coding region runs from base 94 to 894 and encodes 266 amino acids. Gene Ontology annotation, molecular function: NADH dehydrogenase (ubiquinone) activity.